Anguilla anguilla (European eel) is the source of this 2503-nucleotide messenger RNA. It is a transcript of the gene hcrtr2, whose product is annotated as hypocretin (orexin) receptor 2. Gene Ontology annotation, cellular component: membrane. Gene Ontology annotation, biological process: G protein-coupled receptor signaling pathway; circadian sleep/wake cycle process; feeding behavior. The record is from RefSeq and is a predicted model, not a curated record. The transcript is spliced from 7 exons. Gene Ontology annotation, molecular function: orexin receptor activity. The coding region runs from base 219 to 1490 and encodes 423 amino acids. Lineage: Eukaryota; Metazoa; Chordata; Actinopteri; Anguilliformes; Anguillidae.
CGCUCUCUUUUCUUGUGACUUCUUCCAGAUUUACUGCGUCUUGCAAUGAGUUCUCGGGACCGCACGAGGACGGCGCGCACGCUCCAACCAGGCAGUUGUGCAGUGCUCCUUCACUGAACGCGCAAUAUCAACACUCGCUGUGCACACCACCAGGUGCCGGACUUGGGACACUGAAUGAAGAUCUCAGAGCCUCUGAACUCAUUUUGAGAGCAUUUCUAAUGAUGUCAGGAAUCACCGUAAAUUAUGCUUGUGGGGAUUGCUCACCUCUUCCUGAGCGGAACUCCACCGCGGAAUCUCACCUGUAUCCACCGAUAGACGAGGAUGAUGAACUUCUUAAGUACAUCUGGAGAGAAUACCUCCACCCUAAGCAGUAUGAAUGGGUUCUGAUAGCAGGCUACAUCAUUGUUUUCUUCGUUUCUCUAAUAGGAAAUACACUUGUCUGCUUUGCCGUAUGGAAGAACCAUCACAUGAGGACAGUGACAAACUACUUUAUUGUGAACCUGUCUCUGGCUGACAUCCUGGUGACCAUCACCUGCCUGCCUGCCAGCCUGGUCGUGGACAUUACAGAGACCUGGUUCUUCGGAAAAACACUGUGCAAAGUGCUACCUUAUCUGCAGACCAUCUCCGUCUCCGUGUCGGUGCUGACGCUCAGCUGCAUCGCGCAGGACCGCUGGUACGCCAUCUGCCACCCGCUGAUGUUCAAAAGCACGGCCAAGCGGGCGCGCAAGAGCAUCGUCCUCAUCUGGGCGGCGUCCUGCGUCAUCAUGGUCCCGCAGGCCGUGGUGAUGGAGUGCACCAGCCUGAUGCCCGAGCUGACCAACAAGACCAGCCUGUUCACCGUGUGCGACGAGCACUGGGGAGCUGAAAUCUACCCCAAAGUCUACCACACCUGCUUUUUCAUCGCUACAUACUUUGCUCCCUUGUGUCUGAUGGUGUUGGCCUACAUUCAGAUAUUUCACAAACUGUGGUGUCAACAGAUUCCGGGAACGUCCACCGUGCUGCAGAGGAAAUGGAAGUCUCUGCAGUGUUCGGCCCAGGCCCCCGGCCCGGGCGAGUCUGUGAAGGUGCGGACCAGCACCGUGUCGGCUGAGAUAAAGCAGGUGCGGGCCAGGCGUAAGACCGCACGCAUGCUGAUGGUCGUCCUCUUGGUUUUCGCCCUCUGCUACCUGCCUAUCAGCGUACUCAACAUCAUGAAAAGGGUCUUUGGAACAUUCAAGAACACCAACAACAGAGAGACCGUCUACGCCUGGUUCACGUUCUCUCACUGGCUAAUAUACGCCAACAGCGCAGCCAAUCCCAUCAUUUACAACUUCCUCAGCGGAAAGUUUCGAGAGGAGUUCAAGGCGGCGUUUUCCUGCCGGUAUUUGGGGACGAGCCCUAGCAAAGAGAAGCGGGUCAGAGGGAGGACCAGUACGGACAGCCGAAAAUCCGUCUCCACUCAAGUCAGCCACUUCGACAACGUCUCCCGGAUUUCUGACCAGGUGGUCUAGACCAAUCGAGUGAAGGGUUACUGUGAGGAUACUGCUGAGCAGGGCGGGAGACACUGCUGAACAGGGCAGGAGGCUUAAUCUGGAACUGAGAAAGAGGUUGUACCUGAAUGGGACACGCGGCUUGUUUGGGUACUUCUUACGCUAUCACUGAUGCCAUCUUUCAAGGAUUAAUCCCUCCUUUCCAGCAGCUGGCGAUAGAAGUGAAGUGGAACAGAGUGGACUUGAAAUGGAUGUCGACCAGGCCAUUUGAGCAGAAUGUAACACAAACUGACCAGGCACUGUUCACUUUCGCUGUGAAUAUUCUGUUCGUUUCCUUUGAAGAAUGAGCAGGUGAAUGUAUGCAUGGAUGAGUGUGUGAGCUAGAGAAUGAGUGAAUGAUUUAAUGAGUGAGUGAGUGAGCUUGAGAGUGAAUGUAUGAAUGAGUGGGUGAAUGGAUGACUGACUUCAAGGCGCUAAAGAGAGAGAGUGAGCUGGAGUAAAAUAGGAUCAGUGGUUGAAGUAUGGCUUCCUUCAGCCCCAGGCAAAUAAAAAAACACAAUAAAUUUGUGACACGCAUUGUGCCAGGAACAAGUCCGCAUACAGGGUAUGGAAAAACACAGAGAUAAAAAGAACGCAGGAACAGAGAGAAAGCAGUGAUCGAGGGUUAUUCUGAUUGACUGAGGCUCACGCCGUGCACAGUACAGCUAGUUCCUUUUCUUUUUUUCCCCGGUAACAGUGAAAAAGACAUACUGUGCUAGGCGAGUUGUUCAGACUUCUCUGUGCUUUCCUUUUGUAAUUCCAGUUGUGUGCCUGUGAUAUCAUGUUGGCAGACUGUCUAGAAAGUAUUUCCGUGAUGCCAAACAUUUUAUUUUUCAGGAUUAAUAAUAUAAAUUUACCAGAUGAUACUUGGCAAAUUAAGGGAGAGGGUGGGUUGUGUCCUUCUCAGAAUGUCAGCGAAUCCUCAUCAAAUGUGAAAGCCCUGUCUGUGAGGGACCAGAGAAGUAGCCCAGCAGGGGGAGCCACUGUCCCAGAAC